AACUACUUUUGCGCAAUAUAUCUGUUAUACAAUUACAAUUACAUUGUUGAAAUAGUGUGGUUAACGUAUAUUGCGUAAGCGAUAUAUCAUGAUUGAAAAUGCAGUAUCAUGCUCAUAUAUAUAAAGAGAUUAGACCGAUGCGAAUGUCAGUCGGGCGUCGAAUCUCGACGCGUAACGCUAUCUUCGGGCAUUACCUUUGCUAGUAAUUGCAUAACAAAGUUAUUUGCGAUAAAGUGCGACAAUUGAUUUCAAUUUAUAUUCUGAAUAUACGUAAUAUAUGAAUAGUGAUUUCAUAAAGUAAAAUUUUGUUUUCAAUAUGGUAUACGUAAUCGCUUUGACGCUGAUAGUAGGCGCUCUAGGACUUUAUUAUUAUUUCUUCAAAGAUUUGAAUUCUUUCAAGAAACAUGGUAUACCAUAUAAAACACCACUUCCUAUAUUAGGAAAUAUGGGACCAUCGGUCUUCCGUCGUGAAUCAAUAAUUGAUCUUGUGAAAAAUAUCUACAAUUUAAAUCAUGAAGCCAAGUACGUUGGCUUGUUUGAUAUCGCCGGGCCGCUCGUAGUACUCCGCGAUCGCGAGCUUAUUAAAUCUAUCGCGCUGAAAAAUUUCGACUUAUUCCCGGAGCAUCGCUCUUUUAUAGAGGAGCAUCAAGAUCCACUAUUCGGCAAAAAUCUGUUUGCCCUUAAAGAAGAAAGAUGGCGGCAAGUACGUCCAUUAUUGAGUCCUGCUUUUACAUCUAGCAAGAUGAAAAGUAUGUUCAAACUGAUGUCCGAAUACGGCGCUGAAUUUAGCAAUUAUUUGACACAAUUGCCGGCAGAGAAGAGGAAAGUCAUGGAUAUAAAAGAUACGUUUACGAGGUACACAAAUGAUGUAAUUGCUACAUGCGCUUUUGGUAUUAGUGUUGAUUCUAUGAGAAAUCCAAAGAACGAAUUCUACGUUUACGGCAGAGAGGCGACCAAUUUUGAUCUUGUCGCAUUUAUUAAGAUGUACGUAUAUAGAAGGUUGCCUUGGUUGGCACAAAUAUUUAAAUUAAGAAUUGUUCGUCAACAAAUAGCAAAUUUCUUUCGAGAUCUCGUAGAAACCACCAUAAAAACCAGAGAUGAGAAUGGUAUCGUUCGUCCGGACAUGAUGCAACUGUUGAUGGAAUCUAGAAGUAAAGGUAAGGAGGGCAAAGCAGAAUUAUCUAUCGAAGACAUGGUAUCUCAGGCGUUCAUUUUCUUCUUUGGCGGCUUCGAAAGCACUUCGACAUUAAUGUGUUUCGUUGCGCACGAGCUCGCGGUGAAUCCGGAAAUACAAAAAAAACUUCAACAUGAAAUCGAUCAAGUCUUGGAAGAAUCAAAUGGACAAGCACCAUACGAAAUGGUUAAUAACAUGGAAUAUUUAGAUGCCGUGAUUAGCGAAGCUCUCAGAAGGUAUCCGGUUGCUGCAGCAACGGACAGAGUAUGUGUGAAAGAAUUUGAAUUGCCCCCGACAUUGCCAGGAAUGAAGCCCUUUACUAUAAAAAAAGGAGAAGCUAUAUGGAUACCGAUUUAUGGACUUCAUCAUGAUCCGCAGUACUUUGAAGAUCCAGAAAAGUUCGAUCCUGAACGAUUUCUUGGUGAGCGAAAGAAAGAGACUCUAAACUCUGGAGCUUAUCUUCCUUUUGGACUUGGUCCGAGAAUGUGCAUAGGUAAUAGAUUCGCUUUAAUGGAGACAAAAGUUUUGUUGUUCCAUUUAUUGGCACGUUGCGAUAUAAAAACUUGCGAAAAAACUCAAAUACCACUCAAGAUUGCUAAGGACGGCUUCAAUAUGAGGCCCGAAGGUGGGUUCUGGCUGAAUAUUUUGAUAGUAGGUGCUUUAGGCAUCUAUUACUAUCUUUUUAAAGACUUGAUUUUCAAGAAACAUGGAAUACCGUAUAAGACGCCUCUCCCAUUACUGGGAAACAUGGGAUCGGCGCUCCUUCGCCGGCAAUCAAUAGCUGAUUUCGUGAAAUGGAUCUACAAUUUGUCUCCUGACGCCAAGUACGUCGGCAUGUAUGACAUGACUCAGCCGCUCAUAGUGCUCCGCGAUCCUGAGCUUAUUAAAUCCAUCACGUUGAAAUAUUUCGACAUGUUCAUGGAUCAUCGUAGAUUCAUCGACGAAACGCAAGAUCCAUUUUUUGGCAAGAAUCUCGUCGCUCUUAGAGGAGAUCGGUGGCGAGAAGUGAGAUCUGUACUGAGUCCAGCUUUCACGUCCAGCAAAAUGAAAAAUAUGUUCAAGUUGAUGUCGGACUGCGGCGCCGAUUUUGCCAAUUACUUGUCGCAAUUACCAACGGAGAAAAGGAUGAUGGAGAUGAAAGAUGUUUUUACGAGAUACACGAAUGACGUAAUAGCUACUUGCGCCUUUGGCGUCAGUGUUGAUUCUAUGAGAAACCCGAAGAACGAAUUCUACGUGUACGGCAAGGAGGCGACCGGUUUUAACGGUUUGAUCCUCUUGAAAUUUUAUAUAUUUCGAAGCUUGCCUUGGCUGGCGCGAAUAAUUAAUUUGAAAUUUAUUCCGGAAAAGAUAGCCAAUUUUUUCCGAGAUAUCGUGAAAACCACAAUAAAAACUAGGGACGAGAAAAACAUCGUUCGACCAGACAUGUUACAAUUGAUGAUGGAGAAUAGAGGUAAAGAUGGCAAAGCAGAAUUGAGUAUCGAUGAUAUGGUAGCCCAGGCGUUCAUUUUCUUUUUCGGCGGUUUUGACAGCAGUUCUACGUUAAUGUGCUUUGCCGCUCACGAAAUCGCGAUUAAUCAGGAUAUACAGAAGAAACUUCAAAAUGAGAUCGACGAGGUGUUGGAAAAAACAAAUGGACAAGCACCAUACGAAGCAAUUAAUAGCAUGGAAUAUUUAGAUGCUGUGAUUGACGGCCUCAGAAUGUAUCCGGUUGGUGUGGCAUUGGACAGAGUGUGCUUACAAGAUUUCGAGUUACCACCGACAUUACCGGGGAAGAAACCGUUUAUCAUAAAAAAAGGACAUGGCAUAUGGAUACCGGUUUAUGGGCUUCAUCACGAUCCUCAAUACUUUGAAGAGCGAAAAUUCGAUCCCGAGAGAUUUCUUGGCGAACAAAAGAAACGUAGUCUCAACUGCGGAGCCUAUAUUCCCUUCGGUCUAGGUCCCAGAAUGUGUAUAGGUAACAGAUUCGCGUUGUUGGAAACGAAAGUUCUGCUCUUUCAUUUACUAGCGCGUUGCGAUCUCAAACCUUGCGAGAAGACACCAAUACCGAUGAAGUUUGCUAGAGACGGAUUUAAUUUGAAGGCCGAAGGAGGUUUCUGGCUGAAUAUCUCACCGAGAAAAAAUCUGCAUCGUACUAUUGCAGUUGUGAAUGGCAAUUAUAAAGAGUAUGUGAGAUUAACAAUCAAUGAUCAAGAUGGAGCAAGACCUUUAUCUAUUGACUUUCUGACAAAAGAUAUUUAUGUUGCUAAUAAUGAGGCAAGUAAUGAAGAUAAAGCGAUUGAAUCAUCGACAUCCUUAUCUAGAAAUUUGUGAUAAAUGCUAUAAUAUAAUUUGAGCAAUGCAACAAACACACAGAGUAUUCAGGGGCAUUAUUAGUUAAAUAGAUGCCAUACGUUUGAUAUGAGCUCUGCUAAUAAUGAUUAAAUAUUCAACAUAAUUUUUUUUAUUUUAUAAUCUGUUGUA
Messenger RNA from Nylanderia fulva, 3634 nucleotides. RefSeq names its product cytochrome P450 9e2-like. The record is from RefSeq and is a predicted model, not a curated record. Gene Ontology annotation, molecular function: iron ion binding; monooxygenase activity; heme binding. NCBI's taxonomy places the organism in Eukaryota, Metazoa, Arthropoda, Insecta, Hymenoptera, Formicidae.